Messenger RNA from Closterium sp. NIES-65, 1194 nucleotides. The record is from the annotation of a GenBank genome assembly. NCBI's taxonomy places the organism in Eukaryota, Viridiplantae, Streptophyta, Zygnematophyceae, Desmidiales, Closteriaceae.
AUGGAGGAGGCAUCGGCAGCCGCAACGCCAACGUUGCAUGUGGAGGUGCAGCAGGCAGGCGCAGCAAAGGGAGCGUGGCAGGCGGGUGGUGGUGGCAAUGCCGACAGUGCACCCGGCCCCUCUCCCUCACAGGCGGAGGUGUAUGGCGCUGUGCAAGAAGGUGUGCGUAGGUGGGAGGGGGCGAUGGCAGCGUGGGCAGCAGCAGGAGUGGACGCAAAGAAGAGGCUGGCUGCUCAAGUGGCGCGUAGGCAUGCCCAAGGAGGCCCAUUCACGCCCCUGCACGGCGGGGAGAGCGGUGCUCCUGAUGGGCGUGCAGGCGUGGCAGCGAUGCCACAGGCUCCAUUGGCACAGGUCCCAUCAGCAGAGGCAGCACGCAGCAGUGGAGCCACUGGUGGAGCUGGUGGAUCUGGUGGAGCUGGUGAGCAGAUGGUCUUCAAACUCGAUGUCUCCACGGAAGAGUGUGGAGCAACGGCUGAAGAGGGCGAAAGUGUGGAGAGCGCAAGAGCAGCAGUGUUGGUGGGGCGGGGCGAGGGCGAGGGGCUGAGCGAGGAGGAGAGGGCGACCUUGCAGCUUCACAUGCUGGCGGGGCAGUUGGCAGUGGUGGGCGUGGUGGGGAGUGUCAAGGCCGGGCAGCAGCUGCGCGUGAUGGGGCGGUGGGUGAGCGACAAGUAUCGCCAGCAGCUCAAAGCAAGAGAGGCGCACGCUGUACUGCCCCAGGAGACAGACGACAUUGACAGGCACACAACGCUGGCCUCUGCCGGUGAUGGAGGAGCAGUGUUGCCGAUGUUACCACACGCCCUCCCUGCCAACGGUUCGCUCUGCAGCAUUGCUGAGCAUGUGUGCCCAUGUGUGUGGGAGCCCUUACCGCGCUCUUCCCUCUCGCUCACAGGUGAGCAAGGCGACCAAGGGCGGGGAGGCCCCAUCGCCGCCAUCCAACGCUUCGAUGCCCCCGCCAGGUCAGUGCCCCCGCCGUCCACCCUCCACGCUCCUGCUGCUGCCCCGCUCACUCAUUACUUCACUCAGCUAAUACUGCUGCAUACGGUUGGGACCCACCAUUCCUCCUCUUCACCACCAUUCCUCCUCUUCACCACCAUUCCUCCUCUUCACCAUCUUCACCUGUAUGUGCCAUAUCACCUUUCUCAUUGUUUCCCCUUCCUUCUCCUCAUCAUUGGGAGACGACGAAGAGGAAAAUGA